AUGGAAGACAAAGACGACCCUGUUACUACUUGCACUAGUGAGGCAGCCGCUCCUAAACCGACUGAUCUCCCCUUGACCGACACCAGACCUACUCUGGCCUGCGUCCCUGCUAGAAGAGUUCAUGGCCUUACGCCGCUUCAGUUGGCGAAAAAGCGAGCAAAUGACCGCUUGGCGCAGCAAAUGCUCGCGAGCGCCGACGCGCACUUAUCAAUUCUCUUGAGUUACGCCGAAAACCAUCUCCGACAGUACGACGACGCCGCCUCAAACGCGAACCCAUUUCCCCAUGGUACAUCUGAACACCGACAUGAGGACACCCCUCCUGAGCUGACCAGCUCCAGCAAUUACGAUUGUCGUCAGCAGGGUUACAAAACAAUUUGUUGCCGUCUACUGUCACCCACGUCAGGGCCUUCAAGAAACUUUUCAUCGAGUAUGCCACUACCAAGACCUGGAAUGGCACAUUCCGAGGCCAUGUUUGCUAUGCCACUUAACCAUACUGCUCCGACGUGCGAUUUCGAUAUCAUAGUAUUGGAUUUCAUCAGUAAUCGUCGGGUUGGGGUGGUCAAACACAGUUUCAGGAAGAAGAGAGCAGAUUCUAGCUGUCUACAGAUCUCCUCGCUUCUCAGCCCGGCGAAUGAGAGUAGCAUCCCUUCGAUCGCCAAGGUUUUUGAGAAGAUCCUGGGCUCCAUUCCGGGGGCAAAUCAAAGGCUACCGCUACCGGAACAGGUCGCUAUUUUCCAUGUGAUAUUCCUCCUUCUUCGAUACCAGAUUCAUCCAACUGAAGAAAACUAUAAUCGCAUGCCGAGUUGGCUGAUACCAAGUCAGUCACAGUUGCUGACUCCACAUCCCGCCUGGGUGGACUACCUUCCAUGGCCAUCGAUGCCCAUGCCAACUAUCCUAUCAGAGCGGGAACUUCUUGGGUAA
Messenger RNA from Aspergillus pseudonomiae, 921 nucleotides. RefSeq lists its product as uncharacterized. Bases 1 to 921 code for a protein of 306 amino acids. The transcript has 2 exons. The record is from RefSeq and is a predicted model, not a curated record. NCBI's taxonomy places the organism in Eukaryota, Fungi, Ascomycota, Eurotiomycetes, Eurotiales, Aspergillaceae.